CUAUUUCUUCUUACAACCUCAAUAAAAGUCAACUUCGAAUCUCUCUGCUGUCCAAUUUUUCGACUUAUCCAAUGGCUUUGACCCGCGAGCAAUACCUGUACAUGGCUAAGCUAGCCGAGCAAGCCGAGCGCUACGAGGAGAUGGUCAAGUUCAUGGACAAGCUGGUGGUCACCUCCGCCGAAGGUCCCGAGCUCACAGUGGAGGAGCGCAACCUCCUCUCUGUGGCGUACAAGAACGUCAUCGGCUCGCUCCGUGCCGCCUGGCGCAUAGUCUCGUCGAUUGAGCAGAAAGAGGAAAGCCACAAGAACGACGACGACGUGCCACUCGUUAAGGAUUACAGAUCUAAGGUCGAGAGCGAGCUGUCUGAAAUAUGCGCCGGAAUUUUGAAAAAUCUGAAUGAUUUUUUGAUUCCCUCGGCUUCUUCGAGUGAUUCCAAGGUUUUUUACCUUAAAAUGAAGGGAGAUUAUCACAGGUACUCAGCGGAGUUUAAGGUUGGGGAUGAGCGUAAGCAGGCUGCUGAGGAUACUAUGGUCGCUUACAAAGCCGCUCAGGAUAUUGCAGUUGCUGAUCUUUCUCCUACGCAUCCUAUACGAUUGGGAUUGGCGUUGAACUUCUCUGUUUUCUACUUUGAAAUUCUAAAUGCAUCAGAGAAGGCUUGCAACAUGGCUAAACAGGCUUUUGAGGAAGCUAUUUCUGAGCUGGACACUUUGGGGGAGGAGUCGUACAAGGACAGCACUCUUAUCAUGCAACUUCUAAGGGACAAUCUCACUCUUUGGACCUCAGAUAUGCAGGAUCCAGCAGACGAUGCUUGAGGUGAUGGCUAAAUCUACUCCUGAAUUAAGGAGAUGAAUUUGGUAUAUGCAAAAUCAUGACGAACUCGAUCUAAUUCCAAUAGAUCACGAAAUCAAAAGGACAUCCAGAAAAUCAUAGAAGAGUGCAACAUCAAACAAGGAGAAUGACCGAUAAUUAGAAUCAACCGCAGAAUCAAAGUCAGGUUUCGGAGCAACUACCGCAGCCAAAUCAACAGAGAGCUAUUGAGAAUGAAGCUCCUAUUUUAGUUGGGGAUUAAUGUAAAUCCAAUUCCUGUAUCAGUACAACCUGUCAUAGUAUAUCCUUCUUUCGGACAAUUUAAUUUCCACUUCAAAUC
Molecule: messenger RNA, 1147 nt
Organism: Olea europaea var. sylvestris
Lineage: Eukaryota; Viridiplantae; Streptophyta; Magnoliopsida; Lamiales; Oleaceae
Product: 14-3-3 protein 1-like
Exons: 5
Coding region: 72-812 (246 amino acids)
Biological process (GO): signal transduction
Cellular component (GO): cytoplasm
Source: RefSeq, a predicted model, not a curated record